CGCCGCCGUCCUCGUCAAUGGUGUCGUCGACCCGCGGCAUGCACGGCCUCGCCCGGCUCCCUGCAGAGCUGUGGACGCUCAACCUCUCAGGCACACUCACGGACAAGGUAAGCUACGCAUUAGAAAGGCGCACACAGGCAAGGUCCGGCUCAGGCACACUCACAGACAAGGUAUGCAGCAAACCGGCACACAGUGGCACUAAUGCAUCCCAAUUCCGUGCAUGUAGGAGACCAUGCGGCUGUCUGUCCUGGACGAAAGCUGCUUCGAGGCCAUCUGCUCGUCCACCCUCGUCAUCGGACCAGACGUCCCUCGGCCUCGGCGAGCCCAGCUGUGCUCCAAUGGCUCUCAGAAGAUCAUACUAGUGGUCGCCAAGGGAGGCUGCCGCCUCAAGAACGAGGCUCUGAAGUUCUUCGUCACUACUAUGCAGCAGCAGGGCGACACCAUCAAGGCCAUCAAGUCGGUCCAGUGUGCAUUUGAAGGUUACCGCCGGCCGGGGUGGGACCCCAAGUGUCUCCGGGGCGAAGCGCGGACGUUUCCGGCGCUCACCGACAUCGACGUGGGGCUCAUUCCUGUGCUGCAGAUAUUCCGGCACUUCAGCUGGAAGGCACCCGGCCUGAAGACCCUCACAGCCCGAGUGCGCAGCGACAGCCAGCCAUUGCUAGAUCUGACGGGACACCUCAAUGCUGGCGGUUUCCAAGACGCGCUGAGCCAACUGUUGACCCAUUCGCCCCUCAUCCGCCACAUUGACGUGUUCCCUCUGCCUACACACGUCUGCGGCACGGCACUCGACACACGUGGAGGCAGCCUGGAAUCGGUGGGCGACAUGGUCUUCCUCACGCACGAUAAGGAGAUGGACAGGCUUGUGCGGGGCCUGCCGCGCAUCCAGGCGUCAGCGUCGAGGAAGCACAUCGGCAUGUUCGACCGCAACUUGGCCUUCGACUCGACCCUGCCGGCCUCAUUCAGCCCGACCCGUCGUCGUCACACGAGCGGCAUGGAGGCCGGACCCCUGCUCAUGCAGCUGCUGGUCGAGCUGGAGAGCCGUGGUACGCACGAAGUAUGGGGCACAAGAAGGCGGGCAAUGCUGUGGAUGGGACUGUGGUCUUGAUGUCUUGAUUUCAGGCUAUUGCCCGGUGGCGAAAGGGGAAGGGUAUUCUGUCGAGCUCAAGGGAGUCCCAGCACCAGCAUCUCCUGACACGUGCCCACCAGAGGUGGAGGGUUCAAUCCGUGACAUCGUCAAGCGCGCAUUAAAGCAGGCCAUCACGGUGGAGAUGAGCUAUGACGAGGACUCGCAGCCCUGGGACGACUCCUGGGACCUCACCGACUCGUGUGGCCGACCGGUCGUGUUCGACAAGACCAAGUACCUCAUCAUCAAGUACGUCGAUAAUCUUCGUGGCUACGUCGGCCAUGAUGCGGUGAGUGAGUAAGGACGCCGGAAUCAGUGGACGCACCCAUGCAUCUCUCUCCCUCUCCUUUGCUGUCCGUUCCGUCUCGUAGAUUGCCGGUUGGACGGCGGGCGGCUGGACGAGUGUCGAGGAGCUCACCCUCGUGAAGGUCGAGCUGCAGAGCGUCAAGGAUCACGUCUCUUUCCACGAGCAUCAGUUUACGGCCGAGGGCAUCUACGAGAAGCCCCUCCCUCCUCAGCUCCCCAUGACGCAGCAGCAGGCGGCAGAGCAGGCGGCGGAGCAGGCGGCGGAGCAGGCGGUAUACGCAAUUACAGGUACAUGGGUACCGGUGCGCCCUCCACUUCCCAGGAACGACUACGUGCUCUCGGACCCCCUGCAGCGGCUGCUCAAGACCAUGCCACCCACACUCCACACCGUCCGACUCAUCGACGUGCCCUGGUGGGUGGGUAGGUGGGUGGGCGCACACCUUGAGUCACCGUGAGACUUGCGUGGGUGUAUGUGGUGCACUCAUUCAGGUGGGCGGCCUUUGACGCGUUUGCGUGUCUGUUUGAGGGCACUGCGGCUCAGCCAGGGGAGGGAGGCACCAAGCGUGUGUGUCUGGACAAGCUGGAGGUGCGGACGGAAGUGCAGGACAGCCCCCUGGUGGUGCCUGAGAAGGGCGGCGCCUUGUGGAGUACCAUUCAGGAGCGCCUCUCGGUCGGCCAGCUCACCAUGCACGUCAAGACAGAGGUGCGCUGAAUGCACCCCAGUCACAUCUCUCUCACACACAAUCAUCUGCGCCUCCUGCCUGUUCAGUUCGACUAUCCUUUGAAGGAAGACGUGCCUCGCUACUCGCCUGACCAUUUCCGAGUGUACUACGACCUCAUCCUCCUGCUGCAGCCCGACACCGUGGGGCUCACCGUCAAUACUCUGCUGCGACGUGAGCAUCCACAACACACACGUGAACAUUGCUGGAACAUGCUCUAUGUGGUCCACAGGAGCUCCUCUUGAACACGUCUUCGACUGGUCGGAUGAUGGAUCUGACAUCGAGCCUGACGAGGCCAAGUAUCCCUACCUGAAGGGAUUCACCGGCGACAUCCGCACGAGGUAUCGCAUGUGCCACUGCGGGGCCAGAGGCGACUACCCAGGCCACAUGAACUGGACGGACAGCCGGAUGGAUGUGGUGCUCAAGAGGCGCAAGCUGGGUGACCUCAGCGGCCUGGGGGCCAACAAGUGUGCCAUGCAGUAGCUCAAGUGAUUGCAGUGAAGGGCUUAUGAGGUUGCGUGUUUUAUGCGUGUGUGCAGACUUGUGCAUAUGAUGUGUUGUGUGUGACGGCUGUACUUCAUCCGUUCAAGCAUCGUUGCUGCACCGCGUGUCCUCGAGGUGAUGCACACAGCCCUCAUUGCAUGAUCAACCAGCAUAACUUCAGA
This is a messenger RNA of Vitrella brassicaformis, 2813 nucleotides long. NCBI's taxonomy places the organism in Eukaryota, Vitrellaceae. The record is from the annotation of a GenBank genome assembly.